Messenger RNA from Gordionus sp. m RMFG-2023, 1013 nucleotides. RefSeq lists its product as uncharacterized. NCBI's taxonomy places the organism in Eukaryota, Metazoa, Nematomorpha, Gordioida, Chordodea, Parachordodidae. The record is from RefSeq and is a predicted model, not a curated record. The transcript is spliced from 7 exons. Bases 40 to 1008 code for a protein of 322 amino acids.
UUUUCGACGAUAUGCAAAAUUCAUUAGAAAACGAAUCCUAUGUUCUUACAAGCUUUCAUCGCCGAUGACGACAUUAGUUCGAGCUUAUCCUAUGGGACGCUAUCAAUAUCGAAUAAUUCUCAUAUUUAUCAUAUUCGCGAUUUUCUAUAUAUUACUGAUAAUAAUAUCACAAAUCUAAGAUUUAUGCAGCCUUACGGAAAAUCGCUUCAAAUUUAUGAAUUCCACGAAUCAUAUAUAAUUGUAAAAGGUUUCUUGAAAAUUCCAUUCAAAAAAUUGAGAUCCAUAUUUUACAACUUAUUAAAUAACAAGUCAGGUUACAUACCUAAAGUUAAUGUCAUUCUGCAAAAUUGUCAGAAUAAUAGCACAAUCUUUAGCUUUCCUAACUUUAAAACCCCUUUAGGAAAAACUAUUUACAUUGAUCAACCAUGUGUUUUUGAUUAUGUGUUAGUUAAAGGAAUUUAUAAUCUAGUUAUCUCCAACGAAAAUUCGACAAUUUUUAUAAAAAAUCUACCCUUACAUCCUUCCAAUAAUGUAGACACUUCCAACCUAUUCAUAGAUUUAAUAUAUACCGUUAUUCAAUACAAUAAAGGCACACUUAGUUACAGUUUGAUCAUGUUCGAGAUACCACUUAAAGACAUGAAGCUGGCGUUGAAUUAUUGGGGAAAUUUUAAUAUUUCUGAAAAUAUGGAAAUGGAAACAAGGGUGAACUUUGACUUAUCUGCUAUUUGCUCUAUUAUCCUUUUAAAUAUCGAUAACGGUUUAGAAUUUUAUAUUAACCUAGGAAUGAAUCACUAUGCAAUCAUUCAACAAAAAAAUUUAACGUUGACUCUAAAAAUUUAUCAUUACAAUGGCACUGUAGAAAAUCUAUCCAAAAAUGAUUUCGUAAUUUAUGGGAUAACAUGUAGAGAACUCAAUUUGUUAGAAGACGUAAACACAAUUAUAAACGUGAGCAUUUCUUCUACUUGGAAUAUUACGAAGCGUUUGUAUACUUAUAAUAUUUAUAAUUAAAUGAU